This is a messenger RNA of Lingula anatina, 2242 nucleotides long. Its product is annotated as death domain-containing protein CRADD. NCBI's taxonomy places the organism in Eukaryota, Metazoa, Brachiopoda, Lingulata, Lingulida, Lingulidae. Gene Ontology annotation, molecular function: death domain binding; protease binding. Gene Ontology annotation, biological process: signal transduction; regulation of apoptotic process. The record is from RefSeq and is a predicted model, not a curated record.
UGCACCAGUGGGUUGAGCACCCCCCUGUGGGGCUACCAAAUUUCGGAAAUAAUCCAUCCCUCCUACACUUCCAGGUUGGCAACUGACGCAUGCGUGCGUGAGGACGUGGUACUUCCGCCGGAUGUUUCCAUUAAUGUCCCAGAGUCCUCUUGAUGUAUAUAGGUAGGUUGGAAACUGGAAUGUGAAAAAGCGUGUCGACUUUGACACUUUUAUACUAGUACCGAGGAUUUCUGAAAGUAGAAAUUUAUUGGCCCCACUAAACAAAGCAUUGUACAGCAUGAUUUAAUGUUCAUUAACAAACUUUAUGCCCAAAGUCAUGUAAAAAAUAACGUUGAAAUGCACUGUUCUCAACUGUGUCAAACAUCAAAAUAGGAGUUUAAUAGAAGCGUCACCAGACAUUGCUAUUUACUGUCAUCUGUGAUAAUUAAGACUGAAAGCAGUUGAAUCUGACUUAAACAUAGCCAACACAAGAUAGAAUAUCGGUGGAAUAAUUCGAAAUCUUGAAGGUUUUAAAAAAGAUAUUUAAAGCAAGACAAAAUGAAUGAGACGGAAAGGUUUAUACUCAGAAAAAAUAGAGUAGCCAUUGUCCAAGACCUGAGAGUGUCUGAUAUUCUUCCUUUUCUUAUACAAGAAGGAGCUUUAAGUGAUGAUGAUGCUGAAAGGAUUACAAUACAGGCCACCGCUAGAGACAGGGCUUGUGCCUUGCUGGACAUUUUGACCUGCAGAGGACCCAAGGCUUAUAGACUAUUUAUAGAGUCACUGAGAGAGAAUUACUAUUGGCUAGUUCGAGCACUGGAGGACACAGAUUUAACAGAACUAAAAGAGAAAGAGAGAUUAAGAAAUAUGUACAUGACUCCUGAAGAAUUACCAAAAGAAAAAUGUGAAGUUUUAAACCACAAAACACUCCAGUUAACAGUGAAGUACUAUGGCAACCUGUUGGGCUGGAAGUCACUAGCCAGAGAGUUAGGACUUGAAGAAUCUGAUAUUGCAGAUAUAGAAUACCGAAAUAGCAGAAAUUUAAAAGAGCAAGUGUAUCAAAUGCUGACUACCUGGCGUGAGCGUAAGGGACGAGAGGCCAGUGUGGAUGGACUAAUUACAGCAUUAAGGGGACUGAAUCAAAAUAGAUGUGCAGAUGUACUGGAAGGGAAAGGAUCUACACUCAAUUGAUAGCCCAGUUUGCCUAAAGUGAUCUCCCUCAGAAGACUUCUCCAUUUGGAAAGUGUAUUACAAGUCCUUCCUACAGCGUCACACUUAAGAACCAAAAUGGAGAAAGUGUGAUUCAAACAAGUUUCAGAAGAAAGCCCAGAGAAUAAGACAUGUGCAGGGUCCCAUGGAUGAUGUAUUAUUACUUCUUUCUUGACAUCAUGAUGACAAAAUUGCUCUACACAGAAGACAGCGUUUUGUUACAUAUACAUUUGUACACAUGUGUACAUACAUUACAGAUUUUCAUUUAACCAUCUACAUUGAACUGAAGUGAUAUAGUUUUUAUGCAGGGGCAUGUGUGAUCAUUUUUAUACAAGGAAAGUGUUCAUAGAGUGCAGUCCCCUGCCAAGGCAGUUCAAUUAUUGUUUUUUAAAAUUAUUCAUAAUUUCAUGAACAGAUUUUUAGCAUAUUUAAUGUAACCAUUCUAAGAUAGCCCAUUUCUUACAUAACCUGCAAAUUUAAUCAAAAUCAACCCAUUUUUGAGUGAAGAAUUUAAUAAGUAACAAAUCAGGAAAUGGAAAUGCUUCAUCUCCUUGGCAGAGAAAUAAAGCACCAUGGUAUUUUUGUAUAUAUAAAUGACAUGUUCAGUUGCCAAUUUUAGAGCAGGACAGCCAUUACCAGACUUGUUUGCAUUUCAUGUUAAGGCACUGAUGUAAAAGACGCAUCUUUUAAAUAACUGGAAUUUCCUUUAAUUGUAUACAUUUGCCAGGAACAAUAAUAUAAUCAUGAUGUGUGCUGUAGUUGAAGUUGAUACAGGCUCUGAGCUGUAUAUUUGUCAACUUUAAUUGGCUUAUUGAUUUAUUGCGCAUCACAGUAUUUGUCUGAUAACUGUUAUGUGUUGUAGUUAAUCUGAAAAGUGUAUGCUUUGAACUUAGUGCCGGGAUGUGAAACCAUUGUUACUGUGUUGUAACUGAACCAGUAGAAAGUGUUUUAUGACCUGUUUACCUGUGGUAUAGCCAAGCAAGGGUUCGUUCACAUGGAAAGUCUAUUUUCUAAAAAUCUAUUUUCUAUUCGCGGUAUAUCUUUGCGGUAUAUCUUG